Molecule: messenger RNA, 2045 nt
Organism: Asparagus officinalis (garden asparagus)
Lineage: Eukaryota; Viridiplantae; Streptophyta; Magnoliopsida; Asparagales; Asparagaceae
Product: probable disease resistance protein At1g63360
Exons: 4
Coding region: 75-1328 (417 amino acids)
Source: RefSeq, a predicted model, not a curated record
UGAAACUCUUGGAUAUUUCAUAUUCAACUUCUCUUGCCUUAGUAAAGGGGCUAUCUCGGUUAGAAGAAUUGUUCAUGAUAGGUUAUAAUAUAAGAGAAUCUCUCUUUCUCCAUAUCGGUUACUUGGAAAGAUUGGCCUACUUACAGAUGUACAUAAGUGAUGUCAGGUACUUCUCUCAAGAUGUCGAAGCCCUUGAUGGCUGGAAGAACUUGAAGAAAUUCAUGAUUUAUUGUGAAUACGAUUGGUAUUCACUUGCAACUAUCCAUCAGAAGAAUCUGUUUCUUAAAAAUGUGGAUCGAGCAGGGAAUUGGACAAAGAUACUGUUGACGGAAGCAGAAGAUUUGAUCUUAGACAGCUGCAACUGCGAUCGAGGUGAUUUUGUCAAUGUGAAGAAACUUCGGCUUGUGAACUGUGGUACCAUAGAAAACCUGCUUGACACCUCAAAACCAGAAUUUUCUCCAAAUGCCUUCGAGAACUUGGAGCACCUAAACCUCGCAAACUUAGAGAGUUUGAAAACAAUAUGUCAAGGGGAGAUUCCAUCUUUAUCGUUCAAGAAAAUGAGAGUCUUGGAGAUAAUUCGAUGCAAGAAAGUGGUGUGCAUAAUGCCUUAUAAUUUGCUGCAAAGAUGUCAUUACGUUCUACAAGUCGUCUCUGUGAAUUCUUGCACUGAAGUGAUCGAGAUAUUCAACUCUGAGGGGUUCACACAAGGGAUUCCCAUAUUGCCAAAGCUUGAAAGACUGCAAUUAACUUCCUUGCAAAAUCUCAUAAGACUCUUCAGUGGAAAUGUACCAAAUGGGAGCCUUCGGAAACUAAGUAGUCUGCAAGUAUCUGGCAGUAACAAACUUCAAUUCUUGCUCCCACAAAUUACAGGGGCCUUUGUAAAUUUGAAAGAGCUUGAGGUUGGAAGUUGUGCAAGCUUGAAGUAUCUGUUAUUGUCGAGCUUGGCUAUAGAGUUAAAAAACCUAGAGAGACUUACAGUGAAGAAAAAUUAUGCGAUGGAGGUGAUAAUUGAAGGUGAAGAUGGUGUUGUGGUGAACAAAAGCUUGUUUCCUCGAUUGAAGGAGGUUGUGCUUGUAGAUCUUCCAACGUUGGGGAGAUUUUAUCGAGGGGAAAUAGCAGGUCGUUGUUUCGAUUGGCCUUUGGUUGAGUUUGUGAGGUUGGAGUUUUGUCCAAACAUGAAGAUGUUUCCCAUUGGAAGCAAGAGUGCACCUAAGCUGAAGAAGAUACACAUGGGAGACGACGAUGAUGUUGAAUGGUUCAAAGCGAUGGAAUGGGAGGAUGCAAGUAUUCUUUCGCGCUUUGAAAUCAGCUGCAAAACUGGGCCUUAAUUGAUUGCAAGAAGCUAAAGAGUAUGGUUCGCAAGCUAGAGAAUGCAUCAACAGGUGCAGAAAUGUUGCUUGCUGAGAGAUAUUAUGUACAUUGCCUUGAAUUAUAUCAUGUGACGUGAUUGUAAUAUCCCUAAUUUUCUAGUGAUAAUAAGUCUAAGUUAUUAUUUGUUUAAAUAGAUAUCCAAGAAAUUGAGUUAACAAUAUUAAUUUAUAAAGAUAAGUUUGUAAAGGACGUUAAUUUAUGAAAAGGAAGAAUAAUAACUAUAUAUAGUCACAUAUUUAUUAUUUAUGUUUAUUAAAGGGCUUGUUGCAAUGGGAUAUUUGUUAAUGGGUUCAUUGGAAGUGUAUUCCGAAUAAGAGAGAGGAAUGAAAACCCUACCUGCACGUCCGUUUGAGAAUCCGCAGCCAAAAAAGAAAAAAACAAAAAGAAAGGAAAGAUGGAAAUUGGCAAGAGAAGGAAACCUAAAAAAAAGAAGAAGAAGAAGAAGAGGAAAGAGAUUGCAUAUUUAUUGGAGAGGAGCACAGAUUGAUUAAUCAAGCUUACACAGCGAAUAAGGUGAACCCACAUCCCCAUUCUCUACUGAUAUAUCUCUCUCUUGCUUUUUUUACUAAAAUCCUAUGUCUAAGUUAAUUUAGGUUAUUUUUUUAUCCAAACGAUGGUACACCUUGACUUCGUAUGUCAAACUUUGUUCUCAUGGACAUGGAUAAGUCUUCAGC